This is a messenger RNA of Opisthorchis viverrini, 3275 nucleotides long. RefSeq lists its product as hypothetical. The record is from RefSeq and is a predicted model, not a curated record. The transcript has 7 exons. Gene Ontology annotation, biological process: intraciliary transport. Gene Ontology annotation, cellular component: cytoplasmic dynein complex. Lineage: Eukaryota; Metazoa; Platyhelminthes; Trematoda; Opisthorchiida; Opisthorchiidae. The annotation marks the transcript as partial. Gene Ontology annotation, molecular function: dynein heavy chain binding; dynein light chain binding.
UCGCCUGGGAUUACACGGAAAAAACGGUAUACUCUAGGCAAAGUCAGAGUGAAACUGGAACAAACACUUUGAAACGCUUUUGCAGUGCACAUAAAUCAAAAUCACAUACAAUGAAUAAAGACGACAGACGUGCGAAAUCAAUAGAAAAGAAGGCAUCUAAUAGUCGAAAAGCGAGAGAUUCUUCUCAUCAUGGACAAAGUGACAAAAAGUUAAAGAUAACAAAAAGGACUACAAAGCCCCGAGCUAACCCGGAGGCUGGUGAUUACAAUAGGUCAGAAGAACCCGGCAUUCCGCGUUCUAAGCAUAAACCGUUCGAUCUCAUGGGUGAAAAUGUAUCCUCUUUUAAAACGGAAAGACACAAUGUACGUACACCAGGUUCCAAGCAAAAUCUUGAAAGUUUACAGCACACAAAGCAGAGCCACUCUCAGAAGGAAAAUGAUAGGAGUCGAAAACGUGAUAGCCUUUUAAAACAUCAAGAAUCUUAUAAGAUACGUUUGUCUGAAGGUCACCCUACGGGCCAAAAGCACCAUGAAGAAACGGUGUCUAAGGAUGCACUAUCGUCUAGUGUGUCUGGUCACCAAGACUAUUCCGGAAAGCUUCAAACACCAGAAGAAAUAACGUUCCAUCUCUCAAACCGACCUUCGGGUCGAGCAAAAAAUACUGGUUCCGAAAAUGUCGUUGCCGCUCAACAAGUCUUCCAUAGUCGUACGAAGGCCGACGAGCAGUUUACCGAAAGCAGUGAAAAGGGACGUCCUCAAUCUACUGUACCGGUUAAAGAGCGCCAACUGUAUGAAUCGUAUUUAGAGGACUUUGAGGAUUACGGAAGUGAUUUUGAGCAGGCUGAUUCUGACAACCCGCAGUCUUCAGCCUCUGAAGACGCAGAACUAGGCAGGCUGGCCGUAAUAUCUCAACAGUGUGAUGAUCCUCAGGACAAAUCUUCACCUUUUGUAUGGUCCACUGUGGCGAAUCCCAAUUCUCCAAGCGGUUGCAAAACAAGAAAUUACCAAACAGAACCACAGUUUGAGAACUCCCAGUUUAUUGACUUUAAAAGGUCACUUCAAUGUAGCCAUUCGUCUGUGCAGCGACGUAUGUUAAGACGAGCCCACGACCUACGCCGACUAAUUGACUUAGAGUUCGACGGUUGCGGGCAUGUGUUUGAGCUGAGGCCGUUGGAUGAAUAUACCACCUAUAUAUUACGAUAUGGGAAGGCUAAUCGUUCUCAAGCUCAGGUGCAAACGAAUGAAGAUGCUUUGGAUCGGGAUAUUCAGACAGAACCAGUUGAAAUCUGUAAAGAAGGGGGCGUUUGGACUCAGUGGCCGCCACUAGACACUGGUGAAUGUUUUGGAACAGCGAUUCAUUGCGACCUGAAUUCCAAUCAUAUACCAAUGGUCUACGAAGAUGCCUUAACCGCGAUAAUAAACGAACUGUUGGAAGAUUUCCACCCAAACCACGGGAGAUCCUCCAUUGCUGCAAAAGAUUCAAACACAACCCCUUCACGAGGUGCGCUACCCGCAACACGUGGUUUCCUCAAGCAGUUGCGCCUCAUUUCUAGAAUCCUUGAAGAAGAGGCUAUCCAAGAUUUAGGGAAUGUACCGGCUCAGGACCUCUUCCAUUCAGAAGAAGAUACUCCCGAAAAAUUGACACAUUCUGUGUACGGAAGUAGUGGGUGUCUAUUCUGCGAAUUUGCACCUUUCAAUGGAGACAGGCUUAUCACAGUCCAUGGUGGUAACAAAUCACUCACUAGCGACACCAGUGGAGAUCGUUGCGGUUUCAAUCGUCCCUCUGGUGAUGUCAUAUACGUGUGGUCCAUUUCCGACGGUUCAGGCCUUCCAAUGUUUCAAUUAUUUUGUCCUGGACUGUCAGCACCUGAGAACCGUGACCGUAUAAUCAACUGUGCAGGCUUCAGCCCAGAUUCAGCUGCUAAUUAUGUUAUCGGAGGUCUUACUGACGGAAGUCUAUGCUUGUGGGAUUUGUGUCAUUUACCAAACGAGCUGCAAUCUCACUGGAGUGCAACGAAGCACCUGAAGACACAAGCAACCGAAGGAUUAGUGUCGUGCAGGACAAGGUUGCCAAUUUAUUCCACAUCCGGAAUUGAAAUUCAAAAGCUCGAACCAACGCCGUCCGCCCAAACCGUUCAUCUGGAGCCGCUAAAGAAGUCAGAUGCUGGCAAUCACCAUGCUGGCAUUAUCGCACUAGAAUGGAUUAGUGUCUUGAAAGGCAGACCAGUGAAAUCUGACUUUCAGUUUGCUGCCCUUGAUUGCUCAGGAGAGCUCAGCAUAUGGUUGAUUAUGACGCAAGGCAUUGGCAUACAGAAAAACGUAUAUGAAACCAUGGCUGGAUCGCAGGUUGACUUGGGUCUUCGGCCAAGUCGACACACUGUACGGAUGUUGCGACUGAUGUACCUUAGUGUUCGGGUACCGUGUUCUGAGCUACCACCGUUUACUUCCUUCAGUCAGGAACACGAAGAGGACAGAGGACGCUUACAGUCAAAAACGGAGUUUUGUAAGAGGACGAAAGCUAUUGCAACGGUGAUGUCCAUAACUCAUGAAGGCAAUUUCCUUGUUGGGUUUAAUGAUGGGAGACUGGUACAGCAGUCUCGUUCUAUAGAACGAAAUAUCUAUCCAAAAGAGUUCGAACACCCCCCUAGUCGAGCAGCCCUUAUUUGCUUGGCAGUUCAUCCGGAACGAACCCUAAAUAUUGUGAUAGCAGGAUACACUGAUGGGGUGAUUCGACUCUUCAGUAUGCGGCACCCUUUUGUCUUACAGCAGUGGUAUCUCUCCCAGUGUCGGGUUCAACUUGACAGUGCUAUUAAAAUUUCCUGGACUCAAUCGUUACCAUCCGUAUUUUUCAGCUUGAGUUCUUCUGGACAAGUGUGUAGUUGGGAUAUUUUGGGAAAUCUGACCUGCAAAGGAGUCAGUCUCAUUACAGAAGAGGACCAAAGAGAAAACAACCAAAACUAUCCGGAUGCGAACUCGGACAAGAUUACUGAUUUCUCUUUGGGACACAACAACCUGGUCAACAUGGAUGGAACUCUUGUCCCGUCGACUGCCAUCGCACUCAUAUAUCCGACCACCGUCAAGAUUCAGUGGCUUCAACCGGAUUCAGUAGGUACCGUAUCAAAUGACUUGGCUUGUUUAAAGACUCAUUUAGAUUGUCUGAUAGCUCAGUAGUAAUUGACUCGAGUCUGUCAAGAUUUCGGGUAUCAAAACGGUGUACAAUAAUUGUGUUUACUUGCUGUGCUACACAGAUCUUUCACCAUGCCAAAAUAAUAUAUA